UACAAAUCGCAAUUGCAAUUGUAAUGUAACGUUAUACGGGACAAUUAUCCUACGUAGAUACCGUUAAGUUAUAGAAGAAAUCUUUAACUGUCGCUUACCGUUCGUACACUAUAUAUCGACACUUCUUUCGACGAGACUUUCGAGUGAACUUGCUCAGUGAAACUUUGGAGGUUAUGCCGGCGAUCUCUUGUCGAUCAUACACAAGGACGCCUCUCGUUUAAAAGUGAUAAUCACGGUAUUACAAAUACGUAAUGGAUGAGGCACUGACUACAUCGCCUACGUUUCAACUACAUUUUUCCAAACAGAUAUAUUGCGUCGAAUUAUCUCCGUACGAAUGGUCUCAACAUUUAAUUUGUAUCGCUCUCGCCGAAGAAAUUGUAAUCGGUACUAUUAAAUUUCAGGAUGAGGAUGAGACGGUAGAAGAUAUCGCUUAUAAUCAUUUUAGAACAUUUCGUCAUGAUACUAGACCUCAUGCUGUUGCUUGGAGUCCAGAAACCUCCUUGAGCGUUGUACCAAAAGUUCUUAUGUUUUGCGUCGCUGGGGCAGAUUUUAAAAUAAGAUUAUAUAGUAGCGAUAUGAACAACAAUACAGUACACGAGAUGGAAGGACAUAAAGACUAUAUAAACUCAAUUUGUUACGAAACUGAAGGAGAGAUAUUGGCCUCGGUAUCCGAUGAUCACAUGUGUAAACUUUGGGCCAUAAAAGAGGAGGACGAGUGUAUUUUUACAUUUUAUUUAACAUCUCCUGGAAUGAGCGUAUGUUUUCACCCUGAAAAAUCUGGCAAGUUUCUUGUAGGAGAAAAAAAUGGAUUGAUUCACAUGUACGACGUACGAAGUCAACAAGCGAUCAUGUCUUUAGAUACAGAUGUUGUUCCCUUAAUGUCGAUCGAUUGGGGACCCAAUCCGUUAAAAGUAGCUGGUAUGGCUGCUGGAAAAUUAAUCCUUUGGGAUACGUCUAAACCUAGUCCGCUUGUACAGGGGGGGAGCCCUUUUCAUAUCGAAGGCGGAUUAAUGGUAAAAUUUUCUCCCGCUUACGAAUAUUUUGUAGCGAGCAUUGGCAGGCCUGAUAAUUUUUUAAAAGUUACAAAUAUAAAAACCGAAGAAAAGAUAAUUUGUGGACAAGUAAAGUUAAUAGGUGGAAUAUCGUGGCACUAUAAACUACCGUAUAUUUGUGCUGCGAGUGACAGAGAAAUCUGUUUUUGGAAGGUGACUUUGAACUAACAACAAUGGUAAUGUUUUGUUAUAAAUAAUAUCAUUAUUUCUUUACAAAUAACAU
This is a messenger RNA of Colletes gigas, 1275 nucleotides long. RefSeq names its product nucleoporin Nup37 (gene Nup37). The transcript is spliced from 4 exons. Gene Ontology annotation, cellular component: nuclear pore outer ring. NCBI's taxonomy places the organism in Eukaryota, Metazoa, Arthropoda, Insecta, Hymenoptera, Colletidae. Gene Ontology annotation, molecular function: protein binding. The coding region runs from base 252 to 1220 and encodes 322 amino acids. The record is from RefSeq and is a predicted model, not a curated record.